Molecule: messenger RNA, 921 nt
Organism: Plasmodium malariae
Lineage: Eukaryota; Apicomplexa; Aconoidasida; Haemosporida; Plasmodiidae
Product: Plasmodium exported protein, unknown function
Exons: 2
Coding region: 1-921 (306 amino acids)
Source: RefSeq, a predicted model, not a curated record
AUGUUUCUCUUCUUUAAUAUUUUUUUAUUUAUUGUGUUAGAUUGUACCUUUCAAUUUUCUAUUAAGUGCUCUAUAUUUUUAAAAUCAUGGAGUUACGAGUACAACUAUGGGAAUGUGCUAAUUUUAAGAAAUAACAGAUUAUUAACGCAUACACAAGAGGAAUUUAUAGAAUUAAAAUAUGAAAAUUUAAAAAAAAAAAAAUCAGAAAGUACAGAAGAUUUAAAUAAAGUACAACAAGCGCUAAUAAGAUUUGUAACAAAUUAUAUAUUAAGAAAUAUAUUAAAAAAUGGUGAAUUAAAAGGAAAUAUAUCUCAUCAAUUGGGGGACCUGAAUAUAAUACUGGAUGCAGUAAAAAGAUAUAUAACUGUAUAUUUAAAAGAAGAUACAUUGAAAAAUGAAAAGUUAAAAGAAAGUUUAUUAGAUUUUAUUGGAACCCCAAAUGAGGUACAGAUGGCUCUGAUAAAUGAUGUCACAGGUUAUAUGAUAGAAAAUAAAAUAAUAAAUGUUGUUUUAAAAGAAAAUAUGCCAGAUGAAAUAGUAAAUACAGAAGAAUUGAAGGAAGGAAUUGUAAAAAAUGAAGAAGUAUAUGUAAAAAAAGAUGAAACAGAAAAUGCAGAAAAUACAGUAAGUACAAUAGGAAUAUCAACAAAAAUUAUUUGGAAAAUAUUAGAGUUCAGGAAAAAAAAUAAAAUAUUUAGAAUCGUUAAUGAUGUAAUAGAGGGAUUAAUACCUUUUAUUAUUUUAUUUUAUGUAUUUUAUUUGGAAAAAUCUGGUUCAAUAGGAACUUCGCAUCCUAUUAUAUAUGUUAUAUUAUCUUACUGUUUCCUAAUACCAAUCUAUUGUUUAAUGAAAAAGUAUAUAUAUAAACGUAUAAAAAAUAAAGUAGAAAUGGUUACAAAAAAAAAAAUGGAGAAUGACUGA